Volvox carteri f. nagariensis is the source of this 1874-nucleotide messenger RNA. RefSeq lists its product as uncharacterized. The coding region runs from base 78 to 1874 and encodes 598 amino acids. The record is from RefSeq and is a predicted model, not a curated record. Gene Ontology annotation, biological process: vesicle-mediated transport; protein targeting to vacuole. Lineage: Eukaryota; Viridiplantae; Chlorophyta; Chlorophyceae; Chlamydomonadales; Volvocaceae. The transcript has 7 exons.
GCCAGGUUUCUUUGCUUUGUCUGUUUCUAGGACGAGGAGGUGAUCAUUAGCUCCUGUUCCGGUAUCGCACACUCAGGAUGGAUCCAGAUGAACCCGUUUUAAGUGCAGCGUUCUUUGCUUCCUCUGUAUCGUCCGCACCGGCGGCACAGCUCAUCGUAGGGGACACGGAACCCGUCACUACCGAAGAUGAGGCACGGCCUGUGGAUGCCUAUGACGAAGAGGACGAUGAAGAUGGCGCUGCAAGCGUAGGACGAGCUGCGGCUGAGGAGGAUGAGCAUGGGUCUGCAGAAACCCCUUCCGACGCGCUGACGGCAGCGGAGUUUACAGUUGCGGACGCACCAGCCCCUACACGGUUGGCUGACGCACAUGCCAAUGGAGAAAGUGUGGAGGCGAUAGAAGCUGCAGUUGCAAACCUAGCUCUCAAGCACGCAGCAGGCGGGAGCAGCACUGAUCCGCCUACGGAUGUGCUCCCUUCACGAACCGGUGCACCGACCGAUUCCGCGGAGGCCUCCACAUCGGAUGCCGAUGACGAGGGAACUCUGUGGCAUACGUAUCCCAAGCAUUUCUUUAUUUUAAGCUCCGCUGGCAAGCCAAUUUACAGCUAUUGCGGCGAGGAUAAGUCUCUCGUAGGCAUGACAGCCCUCAUCUCGGCGCUUGUAUCCGUCGUGCAAAGUCAGGGCGAUACCGUGCAGCACAUCCGGUCAGGCUCGACCCUCAUCGUUUUCAUGCUGCACGGCCCGCUCUACUUCGUUGUCGCUUCCAGCGUGGGUGAACCAGCAACCGCCCUGAAGAAGCAGCUAGAGUUGCUGUAUGGCCAGCUGGUGCUUAUCGUAACGACAGGGCUUGAACGCAUCAUCCAGCGGAACCCAUCUUAUGAUGUACGCUCCUUGCUCGACGGGGUUGGCGGGGUGCUGUCAGCGCUUGUGGGCAUGCUAAGUGCGGACGCGUCUUACCUGCUAGGAGCGUACAAGCCCCUCCCUGUGCCAGCUGCGGAUCGCACCGCCAUCACAGAACUGCUGUCGGACGCAGUACGGGCAUCAGGGGCGGUGUACGGUCUGCUCAUGGCGGAUACAUAUAUUGUUGCCAUGUCGCGCGCCAAGCAGCAGCCUGCACUGCAUCCAGAUGACCUCCUCUUGCUGGCGAACUUCGUUAUGUGCAAUAACGCAUACAGACAUGGCCAUGGCGAGGCUUUCUCGCCUGUCUGCGUGCCGCACUACAACUCGGACGCCUUCCUGCAUGCCUACAUCCACUACUUAGACGCGUCAUCGGGUCUUUACCUGGUGCUACUGUCCGGGAGCGCGGAGGCCUUCCACCAGCUGUCGGCGGCCCGACUGUGGUUUGAGGAUCAGGCGUCGGCUAGAGGCCUGAUGCCCCGCAUGCGCUCUCUUUGUCCGUUGCAACAUGCGGGCAACAGCAACGGCAGCACCAGCAGCAGCGGGGUCGCCAGGCGGCAGCAACAGCAGCAGCUCAACGUGUUGUCCGUGGAGAACCUCCCGCGGCCUCUGGGCGGCAAGUUCGGCCACACUCCGUUGUGGAGCUACGUUGUCCGCUUCCAGCAGCUGCAGCAGGCCAUCAUCUCGCCACCCUGCCCGCUGCACCGGUCGCCAGCCGGCGCGGCUCGCCUGGCCGCCUCCUACACGCAACUCCACAGCCUACUCCACUCGCCAGCCGCUCCUGGUCGGCCCAACAAGAUGGCCUGGUUCGCGAGCUCGGCGUCGGUGCUUGUGGCGGCACGCGACCGCGACAUGGAGCUGUAUUUGGACCACCUUUGUAUUGUCUGCGAACUGUACAGCCGUGAUAAGGUCCGGGUCAUUCGGCUAUGCCCACCCCACAUUAGUAACCAGCAGAGCAAUGCCUGCAAUGUGAACAAGUAG